UUUUUUUUUUUUUUUUUUUUUUUUUUUUUAUUUUUUUUUUUACUUUGACUUUGUUUUAUUGCCCGGGGCAAAAAGAAAAGAAAAGAAAAGAGUAUCGAAGAACUUGGAGGCGGAGCAGUUGUGGCAAUAACCGUGUUUGUUAGUAUCAGCCGUUCAGUGCAGACAGAGCUCAGCGUCAGUCCACAUCAGCGGACGGCAGAAAAGGUGUGUUCUAUAUCCAGUAUGGACAGCAUAUGUGAAAAUCACACAAAAAACGAGUUUAUCAGCAUUUGCGUUCAGGAUCCCAUGCUCCAUAAAGAGGACAUCUGGCACACAUACGUGGACUAUGAAAUCUGUUUACACACCAAUAGCAUGUGCUUCAGAAAGAAGACUUCCUGCGUAAGGCGGCGGUACAGUGAAUUUGUGUGGCUGCGCCACUGCCUGGGACAGAACGCCCUGAUCAUAGAGUUGCCAAAGUUGCCAUCCUGGAAUCCUUUUUUCAGUUUGAGAAAUGUUGGACAAGUCUCACAGAGGAUGGACGGUCUGCAAGAGUUUUUAGAAAUCGUCCUCCAGACACCGUUGUUACUGUCAGACAGUCGUCUCCACCUGUUCCUCCAGUCUGACCUCAACAUCACAAAGAUAGAGAAGUGUGCUCGUGGUAAGACGCGGUACACGGUGGCUGAAGCCAUACAGAGGUCUAACUUGGAUUAUCACCACAGAUUUGAGGACAAAGGUUCCUGUGACUCAGACUGUGAAAGUUCUUCAUCAUCAGGUCUGGGACUAAGUGUAGACACCAGUGUACCCUCUCCCUCGCUUUGACGCCUGACGAACACAGAGCUGUUCAGUCGUUUCCUUCCUCGCUGCACUACCUGAGCCCUGCGACUCUGCAGUUGUACUUUAAUUAUUGACAUUGUGCUGAUCAUGCAUGUAUUUACCUUUUCUGUCCCCUUCUGUGGAGCCUAUUGUUUCUUUCUUCUAUUGGUUGACUUCCAAGAAGACACAUUUCCCCUGAAGCUUUUGUUUUAUUAAUUUGGUCUCUUAAAGUCACACCAUGGUCAUGUGAAUGUACUUGUGUAUUUAAAAUUGUUCAGUUGGUAAAAGAAAAAAAGUUUUAAAAAUGUAUAGCAAUCAUUGGUUGUAAUGGUGAUGUCUUAAAAAUUCCUAUCUAUAUUUUUAUUAGCACUGUGGCUAGCAAGGGAUGUUUGAAUUGCAGGCAGUUUUUAUGUAUAUUUUAUGAAAUGCUAUUGAAUGAAUAAACUUUUUGAAGAAAA
Messenger RNA from Cynoglossus semilaevis (tongue sole), 1250 nucleotides. RefSeq names its product sorting nexin 10a (gene snx10a). Gene Ontology annotation, biological process: vesicle organization; intracellular protein transport; cilium assembly. The record is from RefSeq and is a predicted model, not a curated record. Gene Ontology annotation, molecular function: phosphatidylinositol phosphate binding. The coding region runs from base 223 to 798 and encodes 191 amino acids. The transcript has 7 exons. Lineage: Eukaryota; Metazoa; Chordata; Actinopteri; Pleuronectiformes; Cynoglossidae. Gene Ontology annotation, cellular component: endosome.